Messenger RNA from Leptomonas pyrrhocoris, 2889 nucleotides. Its product is annotated as TATE DNA Transposon. Gene Ontology annotation, molecular function: DNA binding. Bases 1 to 2889 code for a protein of 962 amino acids. The record is from RefSeq and is a predicted model, not a curated record. The transcript has a single exon. Gene Ontology annotation, biological process: DNA recombination; DNA integration. Lineage: Eukaryota; Euglenozoa; Kinetoplastea; Trypanosomatida; Trypanosomatidae.
AUGACCGAGCUCGAUGCGCAGCGGCUGCAGAAGCGUCUCCUUUCCGGAGAGCAACCCGUCACGUCGGACGGUUACUUGUUCUUUCCGUUGUUUCUGCGCCACCACUGGAUGGCUGGUGUUCUCAGCAUCCACGACAGCGAGAGGUCGGUCGUCAUGACCAUCCACGACUCUGCGCCAUCAGUGCUCGUGCACCGUGACCUCUACGCGCUAUUUGGAAAGCUCUGGCCCGAGCUUGUUAUUCGAAAGAAACACUGCCCGCACCAGAAGCGUGGCAGCGAGGACUGUGGCCUAUACAUGGCAGGAAUAUUCUUUUCGUACGCGCUGGGCGUUCGAAUUGCGAGGCCGAAUUCGCUUGGGAAACGGAUGCGGUAUCUACUCUGGUCGGCGCUGCAGAAGUGCCCGGACCGGACGACAUUCCUUCGCCGCAUGCGGCAGUUCCUCACCAGAGACCAGUCGGUUCCGCAAGACUGGCACAAGACGGCGUUGUUGGAGGCCGGCGGCCGAAAAGACGCCGCGAAGAAGGAGCAGAAGCCGACGACGGCGCUCCCAUCGAAGCAAAAGAAGGAAAAGGUGGCAAGGGCGGUCGCGAGGAGGAAGCCAUCGGCGAGCGAAGUUGUGGCGACGCCAGCAGGUCCGGCGCCGCGCGACCCUUUUCUGUGUGAGGAUGAGGUUUUGGUGCCCAGCUCCGACACCUCCGUCACGGACGAGGACACCUUUUCUCCCACGACGAUCGAGCCAGGUGCCGUUGUGGUUGCACCGAGCACUGCCAUUCAUGGCACGCGUACGAACUAUGGGGAGAGCGAUGCACCAGCGACAACGCCCGCCGGUGUCUCGCACGGCUCCACGUAUCUGGUAGACACGCACGCACAGCAGGCUGUCUCUUUUUUCGAGGCCUGCUACACACCAAUCGCCGAGCGCAAUUUGUGCUUCUUCGCGGCGGCGACGUCGCUGAUGAACGUCGGUGACGGCGGGCACCGCCGUAUGGCCUGGCAUACACUCGCCGUACAGGCGAAGCGUUUUGGCUUUCACGUGGGGAUACCCUACGAUCUGGGUGACGCGCUGUCUACGUUUGGCGUUGCGUUACACUUUACAUGCCAUGAGGACAACCAGGCGCGCGUUUCUCGACGGCUCAUCGAGUAUCCGCCCACCACAUCACCGGCGCGGCCCAGCAAGAAGACGACCGCGAUGCGUGAACAGACGGCACUUUUUGUGCAGACACCGAGCCCAGCCCACGGGCUCUCCGUGACGGUUCGGCGCGCCGGUGCGGCAGGUGCAGAGACAUUUUCGUUCCGGCUUGGCGCGAAGUUGGCCGCGGAGCCUGCUGGCGCGCGCAGUGGCCCGCCAGUGACGCGCUGGUUUCUCACCACGGACCCGCACGAGGCAAUCUACGGUGUGUAUCUCCCGUCUGAGAUGGUCGGGUACCCCGCUGAAACAGCCGAGCGGCAGAGCACGCGGCGACGGGGUCCCAAGGUGGGGGUAGACAAGCCACCUGCGGCGUUGCUCGAGCGGCACGCUUUGCGACGGUGGCGGCGCGACGACGGAGAGGGUUCACGUGAGGUGCGGAGUGAUCCUGGUCGCGCUGCCCCUCCCGUCCCGGAAGUGGUGGAGACGGACGAAGAGGCGCCGCAAGAGGUCGUCAACGCAGUCGAAACGCCAGUCACAACGACUUUAAACUGGCAUGGGGACGGACAUCCCGGAAGUCCGGUGGGUGCUGCGGUCACGCGGCGACCGGAGGUGGGCGAGCCACUUCCCGGGAGCCAACAGCCGCCGGUCCGCCCGCCCGACAACUCUCGCCAACAGCAACGCACAGCAGUGGAGGGCCCGACACUUGGACGGUUCCCCAUCGUUGCCGAUACUGGCAGGCUGUCCAGUCCCCGAACUUGGUACAUACACGCGGACAAGCCACCGCACAUCAGCCAGCUCGCAUGGAACCAAAUCACCCCGCAGAUGCGGUUCAUGCACAUUCGAUGGCUGAAGGAGCUUCGCAGCAUGCCAGCGGACCUGCUGCGGUUCCCCCUGCCAAGCGCGGCGCUGGAGCUGGUGCGUCGCAUGGCGCACGCAAGACAUUGGAAGUGGGCGACGACGGCCAAGGCGCUAUCCGCCAUCAGCGGCGCUCUGCGGAGCCUGCCGCUCUACACGAACUUCUCCUUUGCAGUGGACCUGUCCAAGGACCCCGAGUUUGCAGCCGGCCUACAGGCAGCGCAUCGCUACGAGCGCGAGGAGGAGAAGGAACCGCCUGCGCCGAUCACGCACGAGCAGUACCGCGCCGCGUGGAAGAAGCUGGACGAGGUGAGCCCCAUCGCGCGGCUGUAUCUGGCCAUGAUGUGGGCCUUUGCCGCUCGCCCCUCGGACGUGGCGUCGAUGCGGCGCAAGGACGUGAUACUGUCUCCUGUGCCGGAGGAUGGGGGUGCGCAGGAUGUGGAGGAGGAGCAGACAAGCGUGGCACACCCGGCGGCCAGCGGCGGACGGCGGAGCACGGCGCUGGUGAACAUCACGGUCACGAUGCGCGAGAACAAGGGCGCGCGUUUCCGCGGCCCGUACCCGGUGGCGUCGCAGCUGAUCGGGACGGACGCGUCCACACUGCAGCAGCUGCUGCACGAGCGGCGACCCCGCCAGCGGGUGUUUGCGCACGCCGAGCGGCUCUGCACGCGGGUGCGAGCGGCGCUGCGCUUCACCAAUCCGGAGGCGGCGCUCCCCUCGGUGAGGAAGGGAGCCGCCCGUCAUAUGGCGGCGUGCGGUGUGCCGGAGGAGCAGAUAGCCCGGCUGACGGGCCACACCCGUCUCGACACACUACGGCGGUACCUGGGCUAUGGCCUCCAACUCACAGCGGAGGCAGAAAGCGCACGGGCCAACGCCGCAAGGGCUCUCCACCACGACCAGAGGCCGUAG